ACGCAAAUCAAACGCCCCCUUCAAAUUAACGCCACGCCGUCCUCAUCAAUUGCCUCAGUUCCGCUGAAAAAUCGAAAGGGAAAGCCCCCAUCCAUCGCCAUGGCGUCGUCGGCGGAGGAGCUCUCAAAGGAGUUGAGCCUGGGUUCAGUGAGAGAUUCCCUGAUCAGGCAAGAAGACUCCAUCGUCUUCGCCCUCAUCGAGAGGUCCAGAUUCCCCUUCAACCCUAAGGCCUACCGGCGCUCUGAGGAUUGCGGGGGCGUCUCUCCCGCCAAGCUCUUCGUCAGGGAGGCCGAGGCCGCUCACGCCAAGGUUGGAAGGUAUCAGAAUCCCGAAGAGAAUCCCUUCUUCCCUGAUGAUCUACCUUCACCGAUGCUUCCUCCUUAUGACUACCCACAGAUAUUUCAUCCAGCAUCUGCAUCUGUUUGCGUCAACAAGCACAUAUGGGAUAUGUACUUCAAUGAAUUCCUUCCUCUAUUUGCUUGCAAGGGUGACGAUGGUAACUAUGCGGCAACAGUUGCAGCCGACCUUGUCUGCUUGCAGGCACUAUCGAGAAGAAUCCAUUAUGGGAAACAUGUAGCAGAGGUGAAGUUCAGAGAAGCUCCAGAAGCUUAUAGCCCUCUCAUCCGUGCUCGGGAUACCAAUGGCUUGAUGAAAUUAUUGACAUUUGAAAAGGUUGAAGAGAUGGUGAAGAAAAGGGUAGCGAAGAAGGCAAAGGUGUUCGGGCAGAAUGUUCAUUUAGAGGACAAGGCUGACGGUGAUGAAGGAAAAUGUAAGAUUGAUCCUUCACUCGUGUCUCGCCUUUAUGCAGACUGGGUGAUGCCUCUAACCAAGCAUGUUGAAGUUGAAUAUCUUCUUCGUCGUCUUGAUUGAUAUUUGAAAUAGAAUUUUGUGGCUCGGAUGGUUGUUUUGGAGUAGAAAAAGCUAUCUAAGUGACUACCUCGUGUACCAUCGGGUACCUGUUACCGGUAGUAAAAGGGUGGUUUCUUCUGGCUGCAAAACAUAAUCAAUAAUAGAGUUGCCACUGAGAGAAUGUUGUAAUGAACCUCUGAAGGAAUUUGAAAUUAUGAUGUUUUUUUCUUCAAUUUUUUUAGAAAGU
Messenger RNA from Asparagus officinalis (garden asparagus), 1096 nucleotides. RefSeq names its product chorismate mutase 2-like. Gene Ontology annotation, cellular component: cytoplasm. The transcript has 5 exons. NCBI's taxonomy places the organism in Eukaryota, Viridiplantae, Streptophyta, Magnoliopsida, Asparagales, Asparagaceae. Bases 100 to 870 code for a protein of 256 amino acids. Gene Ontology annotation, molecular function: chorismate mutase activity. The record is from RefSeq and is a predicted model, not a curated record. Gene Ontology annotation, biological process: aromatic amino acid biosynthetic process; chorismate metabolic process.